Messenger RNA from Cydia amplana, 2089 nucleotides. RefSeq lists its product as uncharacterized. NCBI's taxonomy places the organism in Eukaryota, Metazoa, Arthropoda, Insecta, Lepidoptera, Tortricidae. The transcript has 3 exons. The record is from RefSeq and is a predicted model, not a curated record. The coding region runs from base 142 to 2031 and encodes 629 amino acids. Gene Ontology annotation, biological process: carbohydrate metabolic process.
UGUAAUUUGAAGGGAAAUAGAAUUCUGAUUGCAAUUUCUCUGUGUAACUGAAUAUUGUAUGCUAAGACACAAUUAACGAUUCGGUUACAGUUCAAUUGGCCUGGUAUGUGAUUGAUUUGACCUUGCGAAGGAGCGUCAGAAAUGGAUGAAUUGCCGGAGAGCAGUGCAAGCGGCAGUAAUGGCGGUGGCCAGCUGGAGCCAUUGGAUUACUUGCGCGGCGUGGAGUCGUCGACGUGCCUGCUACUAACGCCGAGUCCCACGCCGCUGGAUUUUAAGCAUCCCCUGUCCGAGGAAAUGAAUGAAGGGCCUUUUAUAACGCUCAAUGAUGAACCUAUUGUAAACCUGCAGAAUCUGGCCAACUGUGAUGCUUCAGGAGGUGACUCCUGCUCCUCAGGUGACUCGAACUCUGUAGUUCAAGACCCAGUCAGCGCACAGCUCAUCAACAACAUCAGCAUGAUGGAUUAUCAGACACUAAGCAAAAAUGCAGACCUAGUUACUGGUGAGUGCUUAUCAUUUCAGGUUGAGGAUUGCAAAACUAAUGGAAGCCUCAACUUUGGCAACAGAAAAUUACCAAAUUUUGUGAACUGGAAUUGGUGCAUUAUUCGUAAAGUGAUGCUUUGGGUGGUCCUGUCAGGCCUUGUGGCUUGCUUGGGUGCGAUUAUUGGUAUGGUGAUCUCCAUCCCCAAGGAGUGUGACCCUGAUCUUCCAUGGUACCAAGGAAAGGUGUUUUACGAAGUUUUCCCUGCUAGCUUUAAAGAUUCAAACAAUGAUGACAGAGGUGAUUUGAAAGGAGUUAUUAUGAAACUGGAUUACAUACAAAAUCUUAAUGUAGCUGCUAUAAGAUUAAAUUACAUAUACCAGGCUAAUGGUUAUCCUGAGCACUAUUACAAUGUAACAUCUCUAAAAAAUAUUGACAGUAGCAUUGGAGACUUGGCAGAUUUGGAACACCUAGUAACAGAAGUACAUAAUAGAAAUAUAUCAAUCAUCCUCGAUAUACCUGUGUCGUCACUGGCUUACCCUCAUUCUUCUUCAACUCAUAAUGCUACUCAACUAAGAUAUUCAGAUCCCACGUCUGAUGCCAUUGACUUUUGGUCCAGAAAAUAUAAUGUUGAUGGAUUUUACUUGAAAAACUUAGAAAGAUAUGUCAGUGACAAUGACUUAGGUCAAACACUAAAAUUAUGGAAGCAAAUUAUUGGUUAUGGCAAGAUUCUGAUUGCCAGCGAAGAGGCUUAUAAUAAAGCUAAAGGUGAUAAUUUAAAUGUCUUGUUGUCUAGAAUGGAUCUAAUUGAUGUGCACUUAGACCUGGGAAGAGGUAUAAACGAGUUGAAAAACAAAAUUAAAAGUGUUAUAAAUGGGCCCCUGUGGACUAAACCGCACUAUCCUUGGGUACACUGGAACAUAGGUAAUAUUGAUAGUCCAAGAGUAGCCUCUGAAAACGAUAAAAAUGCUUUAGCACUCGCAGUACUCGAAUUAAUCUUACCUGGCACAGUAAGCAUUUUUUAUGGAGAUGAAAUUGGUCUUGGGAAUAUGCCACAUUAUGAGGCGGAAAAGGAUUACCAUGAGUACGAAAAUGUGCGUAAUUUGGUGCAGAUGAAAUUCUCGAAUAACGGAAAUGAAGAUAAAAAUAUUAUGCAAAAACACGUGCAAUGGAACCCUGAGUCGGGUUUACAACCGAAAUACGAUUUCUUACGUAUAAUAAAACAAUUAGUUAAAUUGAGGUUAAAGACGCCUACAAUUUAUUUAAGGUCUUUUUUCAAAGAUGGCAAUGUAUUGAAGAACAUGGAAAUUCGCAAUGUAACCGAUGCAGCUGAACAAAAUCUUUUCAUAAUCGAAAGAUGGUAUCCACGGAGGAAUACGUGUGUUUUUGUUGCCAAUCUUGGCAACAGUUCCAUUACCACUGACUUGACCACGAUGUACUACGGGGGCACCGUCAUAUCCGGCACCAACAGCUCCUUGAUUGGACAAGUUAUGUACUUUGACCGGGUAACGUUUCCACCGAAUUCUGCCAUUGUGUUGAAGCUCGAAAAGUAAAUUAGUUCUUGAUAGCUUCCGAGCGGAAUUCUAGGCAGCAGUAACACAUACAUGUAGA